Messenger RNA from Laetiporus sulphureus 93-53, 6030 nucleotides. RefSeq names its product atypical/PIKK/PI4K protein kinase. Bases 104 to 6016 code for a protein of 1970 amino acids. Gene Ontology annotation, molecular function: 1-phosphatidylinositol 4-kinase activity. The record is from RefSeq and is a predicted model, not a curated record. The transcript is spliced from 33 exons. Gene Ontology annotation, biological process: phosphatidylinositol phosphate biosynthetic process; phosphatidylinositol-mediated signaling. Gene Ontology annotation, cellular component: cytoplasm; plasma membrane. Lineage: Eukaryota; Fungi; Basidiomycota; Agaricomycetes; Polyporales; Laetiporaceae.
CGGUACCGCCGAGUACAAACUCUGCUUGAAACUGCAUAACAACGCAUCUGCAAAUCUUCUCAAAUUUGUGCUUGGACUGGUUCAGUUGCCUUGUUCACUCAGGAUGGAUGGCUUGGAAUUAAAUAUACAUCAACUCAUACUGGAAGACAUUGCCGCCAAUGUUGGGGAAUCAAAGCACAACCUUGAUGAUCCUGACGUCCUGUCUACGGUCGAUUUGGUGACAUCUAACGUGGAGACACGUGUUACAGAUGAAGCAACGGACUCCGUGAGCGGUCGGCAAGAAAGGGUGUUUAUGACUAACUCAAGAGUUCAAUGCAACAUCGGAUUCGCCGAGCUCGCUAUAAACCUCCCAGACACCCACGUCGAUCAGACAGUCCCGGUCCUUGUCGAUAUUCUAAGAGACGUUCCGUACAUCGAUUUCGAUCAAUGUCUCUUUUGGGAUGAAUGGGCUUUACCCGACCAGCUGGUCUUCGCCACGGUGUCAGCCGUCCUCCGCAUUGCUGGUGCUCAUUCAAGCUAUCGUGACAUUGCUAUGACUGCGAUAACGCACUUCAUCGAUGAGACCGUGCGCAUGUUAAGAAUUGGCGAAGCCGCUGAAGUCUUGACGCAGGUUGCGCCUGCAUUUCAUGGAUUUUAUCGCGCAAUCAUAUCCACACCAUUUGACUGGUCGCCCGCAGAAUGGUCGACUCUUGCCAGAUAUCUCAAUGCUUUGUUCGGAACUGACGUGGUGGACCGUUUAAAUCGACUAUUUGUCAAUAUUGCACCAUCUGCAACUGAAGAGGAAGACAGCGAUCAAAUUCGCUAUGUACAGACUCUGUUCACUCGCUACGUUGCACAUGGCCGACCGUUGAGUGGUUACUUCAUCAUGUGUUGUGUAACUGAAGCGCAGUGGACCAUACUCGCGCAAGCGCUGACACCUCAUCAUGUCAUGGCUGAGUCGACACAAUCACAUUUUAUUGAAGCUGCGGCCGCAAACAAAGCCUUGCAGGCGCUAUCGCGGCAUGCCAUCAACGGCUGGAGAAACGGCGAAGAAGAUUAUCGAGAUGCACUCAAAGCUACCCUCGCUCAUUCCGUGCGAUCAUUUUCUGAUUUGCUAUUGCAAGUGGAGGAAACGGAUGGUCCCAUAUCUGAGGAUAGCUAUGCGUGGGAAACCAUGUCCGAGAACUUGAAAUUGGCAGCCGUCUGUUCAUCGGCAUUGGGUGAACUUGACAGAGGGCUCUCUUCGCGGCUCAAAGUGUUGCUUGGUAUUGAAUCACCAAUGAUUGACAAUAUGGUCAGAGAAGCCGCGCUUACGUCAACUGCUAUUCUUGUCCGCAAUUUUCCCGAUAUUGCAUUGGAUAUGGCCAGCCAUAUUCGCCGCUGGGUCACAUCACCGUUGUCGAUCUUCGAAUUCGAGUUUGCGACUGGUACUAGAGCCCCUCCUCCCCUCGUCGCCGCCGCGAAGUGCCUUGCCCUGUGUAUUAACUUGGCGCCAGGAGACGACCAAGUCAUGUCCCACAUGUACUCACUCCUGAAUUAUAUUGCCGCCACUAGCAAGGAUCUUUUUGAGGGAACAAUUUCCAAUUCUUCUUCCCUGACAGAGAUCACGGAGUUGUCCACGUUACGCUCCAUCGAGAUCGGAUUGCGCGGAUUAUCGGAAGAGGAGAAGAGAACAGUCGGUAUCAGUAGUAUCUCGAUUGCGACAAGAUUAGCGCUUGAGUUCCGCUCAGAGCAGGUCACUCGACUGACGAUCUCAAUGUUGCUCCAGAGAUUGCGAUCAGCAGAGCCUACCGUCGAGGCGGCGAUUGCAUAUAAUUUGGUCGACCUUGCUCUGGUUGCCCCAGAGAAUUCAUUUGUCGACAUCAUCCGCGCAUUUUCAGCGAUCAACCGUUCUGCCAACCUGGAUGACCCGAGGUUCUCAAACAAUCAAGUGCUCGCAGCUCAGACGAGACUUGCUCAAGAGAUGUAUCGCAGGCCGGAGUUAUACGAGAUAUAUCUUGUCGAGCUUUUGACCCUUUUUGCGGAUAAAGCUGUUGCUAUUCAGAGUGUUGCUAUCUCGAACCAUCAUGUUCAAAUAGACGACAUGGUCGAACAGCUUGGAUCCAUUCUGCUUCCCAUUGAUGCUCUCUUGACUCAUGACGACUUCAAGCUACAAAUUGGCAUACCUUCGAAUGUCGUGACAUUAUUCCGAAACAUGUGGUUCCUUUGCGUUCUUUUUCGAUUCACCACCUCUGACGACCACUCGGCGAUGGAUUGGCAACGACCCGCAUUGGCUCGCAUCGCUAUGAAGACACCUCCCAUUGUUUUAGAAGAAGUCCAUGACACGAUUGUCAGCGACCUAGAGUAUAACACCGUAAUUCGUCAAGAAUAUAUUGAGAUGAUAAUUUCACAUCAUCGCCUCCUAUUAGCAAAAUACAUACCCUUGCGAAUCAGCGAGAUCCGCUCUCUGUUGCCCGGACAAAUCGUGUUUCUAUUGGCAAUGCAUGACAUGGAGAGCAUGCGUUCUGCUGGCGGGCUUCCAUCGUCGGUAGUGUCUUACUUCAUCAACAACGGGCUGAACAAGAAUACUGCGUUGAGCGCUUGUGUUGACUCGGUGGCUGAAAAGAUCAUCCAAGGAUGUAUCACUGACCUCAAUAGCCAAGCUGCCAGGCAGGCCCUUCCACGAGCACUUCCCGAGGAAUUGCGGUCGUUGCUUGUAUGCAGCACACAUCGCAUCGCCAAAGCUCGAGAUAUUGCAUCACGAUACCUGAACCGUCUAAUUACCUCGUUUCCCUCGCUCAUGUGUGACCCACCCCUGGUGUUCGCAAUAUUGGAAGUUUUGACGUUGAUGCGGCGAGCAUGCGAGAACGAGUUCAUCGACGAAGACAACCCAGUCUACGUGUACCAUUCAGAGCGAGCAAAUGUCACACUGCAACUCCCAGACAACUAUGAAGUUCGCAAUCAGAUGCUAUUUCAACUGAACAGGGAUGCCAAUAACUGGUUUGAGCUUGCCUUGAGUCGGGCUCCCGUUGAGUUGCAUUCGACUCUACAGAAAUAUCUUGCCGUCAAUCAAGUGCUAUCUGUAAGCGAAGUCUCAGAGCUAGGCGCCUCCAUUGCAUCGCAGUACGGCAAGGCGAUUGGGCCUAUCGACCGUAAACUGACGUCUCUAUCUACCUUCUCAAAUUGGAAGCUUGACCGAGCGAAGACGUUGGCCAGCCAACUUGCUUCCAAAGGGUUCUUCGCCGGUGAAGUGACAGCCUCUAGAGUUGGAUGGACAAAUGUUUCUUUGCAGCAAGCCAUGGCUACUUCCGAACCUGUUCCAUCGCAUGAGAUCGAGAAGCUGAAGAGCAAGCUUAUGGACGCCAUCCAAGAUAUUAGAGAGAAGCGGCACCCAAUGGCCGUUCAAGACCUCAAACGUCUUCUCUUCCGCUCUGCAGCUACCCUCAUAUUUGGAGAAAAGUAUGACUACGAUCUAUUGCACUAUCUUGUAGCGUUGCCUUUCGAGGCGUUUGCUUCAUCUGCCAUUUCUACCGGAAUUGAAGCGUGGUCCUGGUUGAUUGCCGAAAAACCUGAUUAUGAGGUUACUUUGAUGUCAGAGAUUGGCUCAGCGUGGAUCUCUACUAUCAAGCAUGAGAAAGGCAUGUUCUCCACAUCCCUGAAUUAUUCUGACCCAUUUAUACAUCCCAUCGAGUACAAUCCCACCGACAAGGACCUGAUCGAUCGCGCCUCCGCGAGCGCACGACGCCGUUUGGUGCCACACGUGCUCAUUCUACAAUUUCUAUUCAGCAGAAUGCAGGCUGCGCGGUACAGGAGACCUGGACUUAUGCUUCUCAUUCAACGUCUAGCAAUGUCAUCCGCUCGUGCUCAUGCAUCGAUCAGUACUCACCCUUUGGCGCGCGAAGCUCGCUUCUCGUUCUUGCUGUUCGCGUUUGAAACCAUGAAAAGCUCACACUUGGAUAUUUACUGUGAACAUCAAUUCCGGCAAUGUCUCUACACGGCUGCCUUCUCCUGGUUCAGCACGCGUCCGCAAUGGUCCUACGGGUCAAAUCGCAUUCAAAUUAAUGCUGAUAUCAAGCUGCUGUCAGAGUUUCUCAACCAUCUCCAGACGGAUUCGAUCAGAGGCAUCCAGACAAUCUCAAGCAUGAGCCCUGCGCGUUCAUCUGCUCUCGCCUCUAGAUAUCUGGCAUCUUUGAAGAACGUGAAUUUACCUCUGCGACUCUUGAUCGAGAACGAGAUAUUCCGCCUCACUGUCUGGUCGAACCCUGCCAACGAGCCAAAACGUGGUGCAGAUCAUUUGAUCUCAAUAGAGAAGACUAUGUUGGACAGCUCGUGGGUCAGAACAAUUCGAAUGGCAUGGGACAUCGAUCCUGCAAUUGCUAUAUUUCUUGCCGAACGUUUCAAUCACGCCGUAGUCGACAGUGAAGUCGCUCAGCUCGUGCGUUCCAAUACUCUGGAUGUGUUGCAUGUACCGGAAGCCUUGCGUUUCCUGUUUGGGGAGAAGCUUGAUCAGAACGUUCAACGGGAUUUGAAGUACGUGCUCUUAUGGGACCCCGUCCCGCCGAUCCUGGCAGUAAACCUUUUCGAGAGUCGCUAUAACAACGACGCGGUCCUUUUGCAAUAUGCCCAUCGAGUGCUCGAGCAACAUCCAGUCGACCUCACGUUCUUCUUCGUACCCCAAAUCGUGCAGGCAUUACGUUAUGAUGCUUUUGGAUACGUACAGCGGUUCAUUUUUGAGACCGCCAAGAUUUCGCAGCACUUCUGCCACCAGAUUAUCUGGAACAUGAAGGCUAAUUGUUACAAAGAUGAUGCUGGAGAGAUCGAGGAUCCGAUGAAGCCCCUGCUCGAUGACAUGACAGAAAGGGUUGCGCGAUCUCUUUCUGGGGAAGCAAGAGUCUUCUACGAUCGCGAGUUUAGUUUCUUCGAUGAGAUAACGUCCAUUUCAGGCAAGCUGAAGCCCUACAUUAAAAAAACGAAGCCAGAGAAGAAGGCCAAGAUCGACGAGGAGAUGGCUAAGAUCAACGUGGAAGUUGGCGUCUAUUUACCCAGUAACCCAGACGGCGUCGUUGUUGACAUUGACAAGAAAUCCGGACGCCCAUUGCAGAGUCACGCCAAGGCACCCUUCAUGGCGACUUUUAAAGUGAGGAAGGAGCGUGUGGUAGUGGAUCUGCAACCGGACAGUGUACUCGACGGCGAGAUUCAAGGGGAACACAUUGAGGAGUAUGAUAUUUGGCAACAAGCAAUCUUCAAAGUCGGGGACGACUGUCGUCAAGACGUGCUCGCUCUUCAAGUCAUCGCAAUGUUCAAGAACAUCUUCAUCAGUGUGGGCUUGAUGCUAUAUGUCUUCCCAUACAGGGUCACGGCUACUGCGCCUGGUUGUGGUGUGAUUGAUGUCGUGCCAAAUGCCACCUCUCGUGACGAGAUGGGAAGAGCGAAAGUCAAUGAUCUCAUGGACUUCUUCAUCGCCAAAUAUGGUGGCGAAGACACGAUCGAGUUCCAGAAGGCGCGCUUGAAUUUCAUCCAGUCAAUGGCAGCGUACUCUGUGGUCUGUUACAUACUGCAAGUGAAGGAUCGACACAAUGGUAACAUCAUGAUUGAUGGCGAAGGCCACAUUGUACACAUUGACUUUGGAUUCCUGUUCGACAUAGGUCCCGGAGGCGUCAAAUUUGAACCGAAUUCGUUCAAGCUCACGCACGAGAUGGUCGUUCUGAUGGGAGGGCGUUACUCGCAAGGCUAUCAGCUAUUCCAGCAGCUGACGGUCAAAGCGUUUCUUGCCAUUCGGCCCUAUGCAGAUCAACUGGUCAGCAUGGUUCGAAUGAUGCUCGACACUCAGCUCCCGUCAUUCAAGGGAGAGCCUACGAUCAAGAGGCUCAGAGAUCGCUUCGCCUUAGGAUUAAAUGAACGGCAAGCAGCUGAGUGGAUGAUGGCUAUCGUACGCAAUGCCCAUGAGAACGUCCGGAGCACUGCAUACGACGAGUUCCAGCGUUUGCAGAAUGGUGAGUCGUCGUUCGAUGGUCUGGAGCAAGCUCUGAGAGAAUGUAUAGGUAUUCCUUACAAGUAGCGGAUAUUUUGUUU